Messenger RNA from Lytechinus variegatus (green sea urchin), 1939 nucleotides. RefSeq lists its product as uncharacterized. Gene Ontology annotation, molecular function: integrin binding. Lineage: Eukaryota; Metazoa; Echinodermata; Echinoidea; Temnopleuroida; Toxopneustidae. Gene Ontology annotation, biological process: negative regulation of focal adhesion assembly; negative regulation of substrate adhesion-dependent cell spreading. Gene Ontology annotation, cellular component: ruffle; lamellipodium; cell periphery. The transcript has 7 exons. The record is from RefSeq and is a predicted model, not a curated record. The coding region runs from base 208 to 948 and encodes 246 amino acids.
CGACGUCGUACAGAAAGUGAAACCGCGACGAAAACAUCACUGAGUUUUUCCGUAGAUUUACCAAGCCAUUCAAUUUAACCCACGGACACGUUCUGAGGCAACCAGGCAGCCGUACAUCAUCAGCACACGCCAUCAGAGACAGACACAAGCAAAGUUGCCAGCUGGUGUGCUGCUGGCAGCACAGGUAAAGAGCGCCCUCAUGUGUUCAUGAGCUGCUGUGCCGGGUGCUCUAUGUUCAAGAGGCGACGUGACGCCGGGGUCAACAAUCACCCGGUGGUGUCUGCAGAACAGAAUGCUGCUCCACUCCGCCGCUCCACCCCAAAGCAAGAGGAGUCCAUUGCCCACCAUAGCAACAACUCGGCCCAAGUUAGACCCCAUCAUACAGCAGCUGUGCCUCUCCGUCCAGACCCAGUCUCAUCACGCCAAGGAUAUAAAGACAACAUGGUAGCAGAAAGAAAACCUCCUUUUGUACGGGAUCCUUUGACCCUCUCAGUAGACUUCAUGGUGAGGUAUGUUGGUAUGAUCGCCUCAGCUCAGGGUCUACAACAUUCACAAGAAGACCACCUUGAUCUCAUCCAAGCCCUAGACCAAGCACAGAUGGAUGGUCAGUUCAAGUUUGCUGAGACUGAUCAGGACUUUGUCACGUUGAAUCUCUCCAAGUAUGGCAUCAAGAUUCUAGAGAAGAUCCCCCAAGAUAGAUUUCAGAUUCCACCCGGUAUCAGACCGCCACAGGUUGUUAGAUGGAGACAUGGUCUGGUAGAAAUCAUCCGAGCUGUUCACUAUGAAGAUAGUUUAGGGCGACAAUUGAUGGCAGUCAAGCUAGGUCAAGAAGGAGAAGAACUUUAUGACUGUCUCCUAUUUGAAUGUACUCACCAGCCCCAGGCAACACAGAUUUGCAAGUGCCUUGAACUGCUAUUCAAUGCUGUGUGCCAGUUUACACCACUGUGACACAUCUUGACACUUUCCUGAGGGUUCCUAGCUGUAGUUUCAAGCUCGGUGUAUGUGAUAACACCUGCUUCACCAAUCCAUGUCAUCUUGCCCUACACUCAUUUGUAGUGUAAUAGCUGAUGUUUAAUAUAUCUCCAUCAUCGGAGCCUUCUGUGACACCAAUCCAGUUACACUCUACUCCGGUGUUAGUGUCAGAUCCAUUGUGUACCUUGACAAGACACCUAUCUACUAUGGUGUUCCUGGACAUUUGUUCAAGAUUGGUGUUACAUAAGCCCAUUCCACUUCUUCCUUAACACUCUGCUCUGGUGUUAGAGCCUGCUGAUGUAUUGAGGAUCCUGACACCAACCAACUCAUCUGACAAUGCCGACACCAAGACUAACACCAUAGAAAACAGUAUUACUUGCGAUACUUGUAGCUUUAUUUUCUAUUCCUUAUUCUAUCACCUCGUGUCUUGGCUCAUCUUUAGUGCUUCCAACAAAUUGCGCUUCCAGGUUCUGCAAGUGUAGUAGAAAACACUUGAUGAUUUGAUCUUCCAUGUAUGAGAUAAGUUUGAUAAUGUCACAAUUCAUUUUUAAGCAUCACUCAAUUAUAUGUGAUGCCUCUGUCAAACAGCCUGAAUCUGGCUGCAUGUAUAUGUCUUCCAUGUGUAUUCAUCAUGACUUUUACUUAAAAAUCUCAGCCAAACCUUGCUCUACAUAGGGGAGUGUUUCAUGAUGUAAUUUUCACUGAUAAAAGCUUCUGGAACACUGUUGAAAAUGGGUGAUCACAAAGAAACCGAGGAUAGUAGUUACAAUAAUAUAAUGCUUUUGAUUUGUGUUUCUAAAUUCUGUACUUAUUCAAAGUAAACUGAAAUCUCAAAUAAUGGUUAUUGUUAGGUAGUGUGACUAAUAUAAAAUUCUUGACUUGCGGAAGUUAAAACUCAUGGAGGAAGACCUCAGAAAUUCUACCUGAAAAGAUGUAAUUCACAAUUUAUGUAUUCUCGUCCAAGAAA